Molecule: messenger RNA, 6997 nt
Organism: Salvelinus sp. IW2-2015
Lineage: Eukaryota; Metazoa; Chordata; Actinopteri; Salmoniformes; Salmonidae
Source: RefSeq, a predicted model, not a curated record
GCAGCGGAAAGUCUGUGACACAAGCACAUCAGCGUUUACAGUCAUGGCUGAGCGCCGCGCAUUCGCCCAAAAAAUCAACAGGACUGUAGCAGCUGAGGUGAGAAAGCAGAUUGCUGGUCAGUAUGGGGGCUCCCCACAGCUCCUCAAGAACCUCAACGUGGGUGCCGCUGCAAGCAACACCGUGCCUCUCACAGAGGCAGUGGAGCCAGUGGAUUUUGAGGAGUACCUCAGCACUCACCCACCUAUCAUUGAGUCGGGCCCCCUGAGGGACCUGAUCGAGUUCCCCCCGGACGACAUCGAGGUGGUCUGCACCCCCAGAGAGUGUCGCACAGUGGGACAGGCCGUGCCUGAGGAAGGGCACAAUGACGCCCACGUCAGAGACUGUGUCAGGUCCUACACUGAGGACUGGGCCGUUGUCAACAGAAGAUACCAUAAGCUUGGUACUGGGUUUAACCCUAACACCCUGGACAAGCAGAAGGAGAGGCAGAAAGGCCUGCCCAAACAGGUGUUUGAGGCUGAUGAGAUGCCAGACGUUAGCGCUUAUCAGGGCGACCAGGAUGACCUGAAGCGUAGGUCCAUGUCCAUAGACGACACUCCGCGUGGCAGCUGGGCCUGCAGUAUCUUCGACCUGAAGAACUCUGUCCCCGACGCCCUCCUGCCCCAUUUGCUGGACCGAGCCCCCAACGAGGAGAUCGACCGGCACAAUGAGGAGCACCGCAAGUCCAACCGCCAUCGCGAGCUCUUCGCCCUGCACCCCGCCCUCGACGAGGAGGAACCAAUAGAGCGCCACUGUGUGCCUGAUGUUCCUAAGGAGCACUUUGGCCAGAGGUUACUCGUCAAGUGCUUGUCCUUGAAGUUUGAGAUCGAAAUCGAGCCCAUAUUCGCCAGUUUGGCCUUAUACGAUGUCAAGGAAAAGAAAAAGAUAUCAGAGAACUUCUUAUUCGACCUGAACUCGKAGCAGACUAAAGGGAUGCUGCGCUCCCACAUCCAGACAGCAGCCAUCUCCACCCUGGCCCGCUCAGCCAUCUUCUCCAUCACAUACCCCUCCCAGGACGUCUUCCUCGUCAUACAGCUGGAGAAGGUGUUGCAGCAGGGUGAUAUAGGAGAGUGUGCAGAGCCCUACGUGGUCUUCAAAGAGUCCGACACAGCCAAGAACAAAGAGAAGUUGGAGAAGUUGCGGAGCCAGUCGGAUCAGUUCUGCACACGUCUGGGUCGGUACCGGAUGCCCUUCGCCUGGACAGCCAUCCACCUGAUGAACAUUGUGAACAGCGCUGGUAGCCUGGAGAGAGACACUGAGCUGGAGAUGGGACUUCCAGAGAGGAAAGGGUCAUGGUCGGAGAGGAGGAACUCGAGUGUUUCGGGCCGGCGCUCCCUGGAGAGGACCACCAGUGGAGACGAGUCAUGUAGUCUGAGCAGCUUCAGACCUGCUACCCUCACCGUCACCAACUUCUUUAAACAGGAGGGGGACCGGUUGAGUGAUGAGGACCUGUAUAAGUUUUUAGCUGACAUGAGGAGGCCGUCUUCUGUACUGAGGAGACUGAGACCAAUCACAGCCCAGCUGAAGAUUGACAUCUCGCCGGCCCCAGAGAACCCCCACUACUGCUUGACCCCUGACCUCCAGCAGGUCAAGCCCUACCCAGACAGCAGGGUCCGCCCCACCAGGGAGAUACUGGAGUUCCCACCUAAGGACGUCUACGUACCAAACACCACCUACAGGAACCUGCUGUAUGUGAACCCACACAGCCUGAACUUCGCCAACCGUCAAGGCUCAGCCCGGAACAUCACAGUGAAAGUGCAGUUCAUGAACGGGGAGGACCCCAACAACGCAAUGCCGGUGAUUUUUGGCAAGUCGAGCUGUGCAGACUACGCCAAAGAAGCAUACACUGCUGUAGUGUAUCAUAACAGGUCCCCAGACUUCCAUGAUGAAGUGAAGAUCAAGCUCCCGGCUUCUCUGACUGACCACCACCACAUCCUGUUCACCUUCUACCAUGUUAGCUGCCAGCAGAAACAGAACACCCCUCUGGAGACCCCCGUGGGAUACACGUGGAUUCCUAUGCUGCAGAACGGUCGUCUGCGUACAGGAAACUUCUGUCUGCCUGUGUCUCUGGAGAAACCUCCUCAGUCCUACUCUGUUCUCUCCCCUGAUGUUCCUCUACCUGGGAUGAAAUGGGUGGAUAACCACAGAGGUGUUUUCAACGUUGAAGUGACAUCCGUUUCCACUGUCCACACACAGGACCAGUACCUGGAUAAGUUUUUUGCGUUGGUCCAUGCCUUGGACCACAUGUUCCCUGUGCGGAUAGGAGACAUGCGCAUCAUGGAGAACAACCUGGAGGAGGAGUUAAAGUCCAGCAUUGCCGCGCUGAACUCCUCCCAGCUGGAGCCCAUCGUCCGCUUCCUCCACCUCCUAUUGGACAAGCUGGUGCUGCUGGUGGUGCGGCCGCCCGUCAUAUCAGGACAGAUAGUGAACCUGGGCCAGGCGUCGUUCGAGGUGAUGGCGUCCAUAGUGAACCGGCUCCAUAAGUACUUGGACACUAGUCAGGACAUGCAUGGCAGAAACAGCCUGCUCUCCUCUUACGUAUACUACGUCUUCCGCCUGCCCAACAUGGACCCCAACUCCCCCUCACCAGGUCCAGGUCUGGGUGGUUCAGUCCACUAUGCCACCAUGGCCAGGUCCGCCCAGCGACCUGCCAGCCUAAACCUCAACCGCUCCCGUAGCCUUAGCAACAGUAACCCUGAUAUCUCUGGCACACCCACCUCCCCUGACGAUGAGGUCCGAUCCAUCAUCGGUAGUAAGGGCCUAGACCGCUCCAACUCCUGGGUGCACACCGUGCGGUGUAAGAGCACCCCCUGGAGAUCCAGCCACGGUUCUGCCUCUGACACUGACACCGACACCAUGCAGGCCGCGGAGCGCUGUGGCAACCGCAUGUCUUCGCACACUGAGAGCGCCAGUUUCUUGCAAACUUUAACAGGACGGUUACCCACCCAAAAGUUGUUCCAUGAGGAACUGGCCCUACAGUGGGUGGUGAGCAGUGGCAUCGUCAGGGAGGGAGCUCUACAACAGGCCUGGUUCUUCUUUGAGCUGAUGGUGAAGAGCAUCAUCCACCACCUGUACUUCACCGACCGGCUAGAGUCGCCCAGAAAGAACCGUUUCCCCGAGCGCUUCAUGGAUGACAUCACAGCCCUGGUCAGCACCAUCGCUGGGGACAUUGUCUCACGCUUUCAGAAGGACCUGGAGUUGGUGGAGCGUCUGAACACCAGCCUGGCCUUCUUCCUGAAUGACCUGCUGUCUGUCAUGGACCGAGGCUUUGUCUUCUCCCUCAUCAAGACAUACUGGAAACAGGUGUCCACUAAGCUGUACGUGCUGCAGAACCCGACUCUGGAGUCCCUGAGACUCGACUUCCUGAGGAUCAUCUGUAGCCACGAGCACUACGUCACACUUAACCUGCCCUGCAGCCUCCUCACGCCCCCCGCCUCGCCUUCACCCAGCGUGUCAUCCGCAACCUCACAGAGUUCUGGCUUCUCUGCCCAGGACCAGAAGAUAGCCAACAUGUUUGAGUUGUCUGUCCCUUUCAGAGAGCAGCACUACCUGGCUGGUCUGGUGCUGACUGAACUGGCUGUCAUCCUGGACCCAGAGGGCGAAGCGAUGUUUGGCUUACAUAAGAAGGUGAUCAGUGUGGUCCAUAACCUGCUGUCCAGCCAUGACUCCGACCCCCGCUACGCUGACCCUGAGGUCAAGGCCCGUGUCGCCAUGCUCUACCUGCCACUCAUCGGCAUCGUCAUGGAAACGCUGCCCCAGCUGCACGACUUCACAGAGUCCCAUAUCCAGUGGGGCCGCCCUGGGGGAGCUCAGGGGUCCGCAGAUGGUGCCGGGGGGGAUGAGUCUGUAGAGGACGGCAACAGCAUGAUCAGUCAGACUGUUGCCAUGGCGAUAGCGGGGACCUCAUCUCCGAUGUCCCGUCCCAGCAGCUUCCUGCUCAACCCACAGGCCAGUCGUCCGCACGCCACCUUCUCAGCAGAGUCCAGUCGCAGUCUGUUGAUCUGUCUGCUGUGGGUUCUGAAGAAUGCAGAUGAGUGUGUACUACAGAAGUGGUUCACUGACCUGUCUGUCUCCCAGCUCAACCGUCUGCUGGACAUGCUCUACCUCUGUGUCUCCUGCUUUGAGUACAAGGGGAAGAAGGCCUUUGAGCGCAUGAACAGCCUGACCUUCAAGAAGUCCAAGGACAUGAAGGCCAAGCUGGAGGAGGCCAUACUGGGGAGCAUCGGGGCACGGCAGGAGAUGGUCCGCCGCAGCAGGGGACAGCUAGAGAGGAGUCCGUCAGGCAGUGCCUUCGGCAGCCAGGAAAACCUGCGCUGGAGGAAAGACAUGACACACUGGCGCCAGCACAGCGAGAGGAUGGACAAGAGCCACAGAUCACUCAGGUUUAGAGACAGCAUCCUACUACACAGCCCAGGGAGUCCAACCCAAACCCAGGAGCCUUUAGUAGUUAGGACCCGAGCGGAGCUGGAGCACGAAGCACUUAUUGACGGUAACCUGGCAACGGAGGCCAAUCUGAUCAUUCUGGACACUCUGGAGAUCAUCGUCCAGGCGGUGUCUGUGACAGAGUCGAAGGAGAGUAUCCUGGGCGGAAUGUUGAAGGUGCUGCUCCAUAGCAUGGCCUGUAACCAGAGUGCCCUCUACCUCCAGCACUGCUUUGCUACACAGAGGGCUCUCGUCUCCAAGUUCCCAGAGCUGCUGUUCGAGAAGGAGACAGAGCAGUGUGCUGACCUGUGUCUGCGUCUACUGAGGAACUGUAGCAGCAGUAUUGGCACCAUCAGAUCCCACGCCUCCGCUUCGCUCUACCUGCUCAUGAGGCAGAACUUUGAGAUUGGCAAUAAUUUUGCUCGGGUGAAGAUGCAGGCGACCAUGUCCCUGUCCUCCCUGGUGGGAACGUCUCAGCACUUCAACGGGGAAUUCCUCCGGCGUUCCCUGAAGACCAUCUUGACCUACGGCGAGGAAGACCUGGAACUCCGGGAGACCACCUUCCCUGACCAGGUCCAGGAUCUGGUGUUCAACCUGCACAUGAUCCUGUCUGAUACAGUCAAGAUGAAGGAGCAUCAGGAGGACCCAGAGAUGCUCAUAGACCUCAUGUACAGGAUCGCUAAGGGUUACCAGACGUCUCCAGACCUGCGUCUGACGUGGAUGCAGAACAUGGCGGGUAAACACUCUGAGAGGACCAAUCACGCGGAGGCAGCCCAGUGUCUGGUGCACAGCGCGGCCCUGGUGGCAGAAUACCUCAGCAUGCUGGAGGACCGCAAGUACCUGCCUGUCGGCUGUGUCACCUUCCAGAACGUCUCUUCCAACGUGCUGGAGGAGUCUGCAGUGUCUGACGACGUGGUGUCUCCCGAUGAGGAGGGUAUCUGCUCGGGGAAAUACUUCACUGAGGCUGGCCUAGUGGGGCUGCUGGAUCAGGCUGCUUCCUCCUUCUCCCUGGCUGGUAUGUACGAGGCGGUGAACGAGGUGUACAAGGUCCUGAUCCCCAUCCACGAGGCCAACCGGGACGCCAAGAAGUUGGCCACCAUACAUGGUAAACUACAGGAAGCCUUUGGCAAAAUCGUGCACCAGGAUGGGAAGAGAAUGUUUGGUACUUACUUCAGAGUCGGAUUUUACGGCUCUAAAUUUGGGGACUUGGACGAGCAGGAGUUUGUGUACAAAGAGCCUGCCAUCACCAAGCUAGCAGAGAUCUCACACCGACUCGAGGGGUUUUAUGGCGAGCGCUAUGGAGAGGACCAGGUGGAAGUCAUUAAGGACUCCAAUCCAGUGGACAAGUGCAAACUGGACCCAAAUAAGGCUUAUGUCCAGAUCACGUACGUGGAACCGUACUUUGACACCUAUGAAAUGAAGGACCGCAUCACGUACUUCGACAAGAACUACAACCUGCGGCGCUUUGUCUACUGCACGCCGUUCACGCUGGACGGGCGUGCGCACGGGGAUCUGCACGAUCAGUUCAAGCGCAAAACCAUCCUGACCACCUCCCACGCAUUCCCCUACAUCAAGACCCGCAUCAACAUCAUCCACAAAGAAGAGAUCAGCUCCAUGCCCAUCGAGGUGGCCAUAGAGGAUAUGCAGAAGAAGACCCAGGAGCUGGCCUUCGCCACCCACCAGGACCCCUCCGAUGCCAAGAUGCUGCAAAUGGUCCUGCAGGGGUCUGUGGGGACCACCGUCAACCAGGGACCUCUGGAAGUGGCCCAGGUGUUCCUUUCAGAGAUCCCCAGUGACCCUAAACUCUACAGACACCACAACAAACUACGCCUCUGCUUCAAAGACUUCACGAAGAGGUGUGAAGACGCCCUCCGUAAGAACAAGAGUCUGAUUGGUCCAGACCAGAAGGAGUACCAGAGGGAGUUGGAGAGGAACUACCAUCGUCUGAAGGAGGCGCUACAGCCACUCAUCUGCAGAAAGAUACCCCAGCUUUAUAAACCUGUGCUGCAGGUCAACUCUCACAGGGAUUCCUUCAGCAGAAUGAGCCUCCGCAAGCUUGAACUUUGAAGAUGAAGAAAAAUUGAAAUGAAGAAUCAUUACCUUAAUUUAUUCAUGUGCAAAGACAGAGUCAGCGUUCCCGAUAGCGAGCAGAAGGAAAGCCAAAGGAGUGUUACCACGAACUUGGUACGUCAUUCAAGUGUCUUAUUUGUUGACAGGCAGGCAGCCUGUUACGCAAUCAGUGGGUUUAACAAAGUGGAUCUUACUACGUAUAAUGUCAAAUCUGUAUUCAUAUUUCAUGUGUGCACUUUUUUUUUAAUUACUGUGUAUCAAUGCAUUUUGCGACUUGAACGUUUUUAUAUUUAAUCAAAAAUGGGAUGGAAAGAAAAUUUGCAAAAUAUGUACCGACACUAUUUAUAAUGCGUUAUAAUUUUUAGUUAAGCUCCAUUUUGUUUUUAGUUAGGGAAAUGUUUUAAACAUUGACAUUGAAUAGUUAUGUAUUUUUUUUGUUUACUUUAAAUAUUUUACUAAAUAAAUAUU